AUGGAGGCAGACCCCAGACGGGUCCUGGCCGUGUCCAUCAGUAAACUGUACUCCUCCCGGUCCCAGCGCGGCGGCCUGAAGCUCCACCGCAGCCUCCUGCUGUCUCUGCUGAUGAGGACCGCCCGGGACCUGUACCACGCCACGGCCCCCGCGGAGCCCAGCACCGAGCCCAGCACCGAGCCCAGCACCGAGCGGGCCAUGGAGGCGAUGGAGGCGGAAGUCCCGAAGCUCAGGGCCCGGGGGAGCGAGGACAAGGAGAACCAGAGCCCCAAGCGGCCCCUGAAGCGCCCGGGGAAGGCUGCAGCUGUGCCCGACUUCCUCCCGGAGAAACGAGCCCGUCUGGAGCGGGACGAGGCGACGCGGAGCCCGGGGGCUGGUCCCGGGGCUGCGUGUCGGAGCCUGGGCCCGUUACCGUUACUCACCACCUCCGUGAUCCCCGCGUUCUGA
Molecule: messenger RNA, 447 nt
Organism: Knipowitschia caucasica
Lineage: Eukaryota; Metazoa; Chordata; Actinopteri; Gobiiformes; Gobiidae
Source: the annotation of a GenBank genome assembly